UUAUAAACAAUUUAUCAGACUUAUACAUUCUUGUGUGAAAACAUGUGACCUCGGGAAUGGCGGAUAAUUUUAAACUUGGCACAGAUUCAUUGACACAGGGUAUGUGUGCACUGUAAUGUCAUAGUCAUAAAUGCUUCAAAACUGAUGAUAUAAUCAUCCUAUGUUAAGCAGCAACUUAAUAAAAUGGCAACAGAUAUUACAGUUGUAAAGAAUUCCAUUGUCAAAGAAGUGCCUGCAGGUUCCACUGCCGUUCUGAACUGUAACAGUAAUGAUUAUUCGCACAAUUUUAUGUUUUGGCUUCUCAAUAAAACAAAAGUGAUCGGCCCUGACAAUGACUUUGAUGAGAGGAAAUAUAAAUAUGAAGUUCUAUCUGGAAAACUACGGAUAAAUAAUGUAUCACCAAGUGAAUCUGGCCAGUAUGUGUGCCUGUCAAAACAUCUUGAAAGUUCAAAGAUCUCAGCUGGUGAAGUGGAGAUGAUAGUUAAAGGUUCAUCAUUUUCAGCAAUUGAUGCAGUUAAACUUGUUGCAAUUGUGGUCUCUAUCAUUGUCUUGAUUGGCUGUGCUAUAAUGUAUUAUCGCUUAAGAAAACAAUGGAGAAAGUAUGAUGGCCGGACAGUUGUACCAGUGGAUGAUGUUGAAGAUGAGGAUGGUGAUGAAAUUUACAACCGCACAACAAAGGCCAUCACUCCAGUGGCUGGGCCCAGCAGGAAUGUAUCGUCAGAACAUUUGUUAUAUGGCAUAGACAAUCAGGGCUUAGACACCGAUUUUAAUUCAGUAUUCGAAAAUAUCCAGAUAAAAACACCAAGUCCUAGUCUUAUAUAGAUUUAUAUCAAAAUUAUAAAGUUUUUAUUUUGAAUGACUAACAGUUUAAUAGCAUAAUAGUUGAAAUCUUCAGUUCAUUCAGGACUGCAAAAAU
This is a messenger RNA of Papilio machaon (common yellow swallowtail), 916 nucleotides long. RefSeq lists its product as uncharacterized. NCBI's taxonomy places the organism in Eukaryota, Metazoa, Arthropoda, Insecta, Lepidoptera, Papilionidae. The record is from RefSeq and is a predicted model, not a curated record. The transcript is spliced from 3 exons. The coding region runs from base 184 to 822 and encodes 212 amino acids.